AUGUCUUCUUUGACUACGUUGACUCUAUACGGAAAUAGCUUGAGUGGCGGUCUUCCAGACAAUAUAUGCCAGCAUCAUCCGAGUCUUGAGAAGGUUAAUUUGGGUGACAAUCAGUUUGCUGGUCCACUUCCAUCCAAAUUAUGGCAAUGCACAAAGCUUCUUAAUCUAUCAUUGGUGGAGAACAAUUUUAGUGGAAGCAUACCCAAAACUAUUGGGAAUUUAACAAUGCUGAAGGGGAUAUACCUUGACUCCAACAAUUUCAACGAAAUUCCAAAAGAGAUCGGCUUUUUACAUCAGCUGGAGAAAUUGUAUGUGCAGCUUAAUGCCCUAAAAGGCCCUGUUCCUGUGGUUGUUUUCAACAUGUCUUCUUUGACUGUGUUGACUCUAUAUGACAACAGCUUGAGUGGUGGUCUUCCAGACAAUAUAUGCCAACAUCUUCCUAAUCUUCAAAUGGUUUCUUUGUCUAGAAACAAGUUUGAUGGUCCACUUCCAUCCAAAUUAUGGCAAUGCACAAAGCUUCAGAUGUUUAAUUUGGCAAUAAACAGUUUCAGUGGAAGCAUUCCAAAAAAUAUUGGGAACUUAACCCAGUUAACCAUGAUUUCGCUUGACACCAACAAUUUCACAGGCACUAUUCCAUGGUCCUCAAUAUUCAAUAUCUCCACCAUAAGAGUACUGUCGCUUAGUCGGAAUCAGCUAUCGGGUAGCCUCCCAGCGAACAUAGGUCUUGGACUUCCAAACCUACAAAUCCUCUAUCUUACAGAAGCUGGCCUCAGCGGAGUAAUCCCUGACUUCUCCAAUGCUUCUAUGCUCACGAAGCUUGAAUUGGGCAAAAGCUCAUUUACAGGGUUUAUUCCUAGCACGCUAUGUGCCUUAACAAACCUUCAGUCGCUUAAGUUACACAAUAAUAGUUUGAUGAUUGAUACUUCGACUCCAGAAGCAAACACUCUCUCUUGUUUGGCUAAUCUUGGAAAUUUGCGAUUAUUAUCCUUGACAGCUAAUCCGUUAAAUGCCAGACUUGAUGAUUCCUUUCGGAAUUGCUCUACAUCGUCGCUUCAAUAUCUUUAUUUAUUCAAUUGCAGCAUGAGGGGUAACAUUCCCAUUGGUAUUGGCAACUUGAGCAGCUUGAUAGAAUUAAAUCUGGGAUACAAUCAAUUGAGUGGAUCAAUUCCAACUUCACUGGGAAGACUAGGGAAUCUCCAAGCUUUGUUCUUGAAUGAUAACAAGUUGCGAGGGUACAUCCCAUAUCAACUAUGUCAAUUAGAUAACCUAGCUUACUUAUAUUUGAGUAGUAAUCAGCUCUAUGGUUCUAUACCUUCUUGCUUGGGAAAUCUAACCGCAUCUCUAAGAUAUCUAUCAUUGGGAUCCAAUUCGUUGAGUUCCACAAUACCAUCUAACUUUUGGAGACUUGCCUAUAUCUUGUCUGUAGAAUUAUCAUCCAAUUAUCUAAUUGGACAUCUCUCACAAGAUAUUGGAAACUUGAAAGUUGUGACACAGGUAGAUAUAUCAAAUAACAAUUUAUCUGGUAUCCUACCAAGCACUUUUGGGGGUCUUCGGGAUUUGGGUAAUCUAUCCUUGGCAAAUAAUAAUUUGGAAGGCCCUAUUCCAAGUUCAUUUGACGGGUUGCUAAACCUACAAUUCUUGGAUUUGUCCAGAAACAAUCUGUCUGGAGUGAUUCCCAAGUCUUUAGAGGCUCUGUCACUUCUCAAGUAUAUGGAUUUGUCUUUCAACAGGCUCCAGGGAGAAAUUCCAACUGGUGGACCGUUCCAAAACUUCUCCGCUCAAUCAUUUGUCUCAAACAAAGCACUCUGUGGUGCAGCCCGACUUCAUGUUCCACCAUGCAAAAAUGGUACAGUUGAACCAAAUUGGAGGAAAGCUAAAUAUAUCAUCCCAGGGAUCAUAUCAGUAAUUCUCUUUGUGGCCUCUGUAUCUAUCUUUGUACUACGCAGGAAAAGGAAUGUGGAAGUUGCAGGAGAGGCUACCUCGUUGCCUCAACUUCUUUGGAGAAGAGUUUCACAUCUAGAACUUCUAAGGGGCACAAAUGGAUUUAAUGAAAACAACCUACUUGGAAGUGGGGGUUUUGGUUCAGUAUAUAAAGGGACACUUUCAGAUGGAAUAGAUGUUGCAGUAAAGGUUUUUAGUUUACAGCUAGAAGGGGCUUUCAAGAGUUUUGAUAAGGAAUGUGAAAUGCUAAGCAAUAUUCGUCAUCGAAACCUUAUCAAAAUCAUCAGUUGUUGCAGUGAAAUUGAUUUCAAAGCCUUGGUACUCAAAUACAUGCCUAAUGGGAGCCUCGAGAAGUGGUUGUACUCUCAAAAUUCUUUGAAUAUCUUACAGAGGUUGAACAUAAUGAUAGAUGCUGCAUCUGCACUGGAAUACCUACACCAUGGUUAUUCAAUACCUAUUGUGCACUGUGAUAUGAAGCCAAGCAAUAUACUACUGGAUGAUGAUAUGGUUGCAUAUGUUGCUGAUUUUGGAAUUGCAAAACUCUUAGGUGGAGGAGAUUCUAUUACCCAAACCAUGACUCUAGCCACUGUUGGGUAUAUGGCUCCAGAGUACGGAUUGGAAGGAAUGGUUUCAACAAGAGGGGAUGUGUACAGUUUCGGAAUUGUAGUGAUGGAAACAUUCACUGGAAGGAAGCCAACAGAUGAGAUGUUUGAUGGGGAAAUGAAUAUAAAGCAAUGGAUUGCAAACUCACUAGUAUUACCAUAUGCAAAGAUAGAUGAAGUUGUGGAUGCCAAUUUGCUUGGGAUUGUGACACAGCAGGAAGACGAUGAUCAUGUGAGGAAGAGGGAUUGCAUAUCAGCCAUUAUGAGAUUAGCUCUUACUUGCUGUGCGGAAUCACCAGAAGAGAGGAUAAGUAUGAAAGAAGCUGUAGCCACACUCAACAAAAUCAAGACAAAGUUUUUGAAGGAUGCUGACCGUCCUCUUGUUCAGCAGCGCUUCAAUUAAUGGGUACUAUCCUAUGACAUAUAUUUCAUGCACAUUGAUUUGAUUCAAUUUCAGUAUUUUAUUUAGACAAUGUAGAGGAAGGCAUACUGUUUUAUUUCGGACUGAUUUUAUGGUG
Prunus avium (sweet cherry) is the source of this 3061-nucleotide messenger RNA. The record is from RefSeq and is a predicted model, not a curated record. Lineage: Eukaryota; Viridiplantae; Streptophyta; Magnoliopsida; Rosales; Rosaceae.